UCAGCUGUUGGAAGCAGAGCAGCACAAGGAAGGAUACGGUCAUGUCCCAACAGAGAACCCUCCGGCUGUCCUCACAGCUGCACACUAGCACUGUCUAUGUGCUGGGCACAGAAAUCUCUCUCGACAUACGUGGAUCAGCCCCGAAGGACGCUACGUCGUUCAAUGUCCGUGGCACCCCUGGUGUUGACAUCUAUAUUGUCCACAACCCUCAGGUUGCCAAGGUACCAACGUGUGUGCCCAGAUGGCCCCUAGAUGAUGAGGUGGAGGUGAUGGUGACUAUGAAGGCCCCGAGCAAAGACAUCAAUGAUCAUAAGGUUAGGAUUUCAUACUACGGGCAAGAUGGGGGGACAGCUAUACAUAGUACCAUGCUCUACCUUACCUGUAUUGACGUCUCCCUGGAUGCUGAUACAACUCGCAGCGGGGUGGUGCAGAGGGGAACAACAGAUAAGAAAGAGUGGAUAUGGGGCCCAGAUGGGCAAGGAGCUAUUCUACUGGUUAACUGUGAUAGGGAUGACCCAAAGUCCUCCGAGAUGGACAACAUGGAUUUCUGUGUGCGAUCUUAUGCAGACCUUCGGGACAUGUCAUGUAUGAUCUUGAGAACGCAAGGCCCUGAUGCAAUCUUUGAUGACCACAAGCUGGUUCUUCAUGUUUCCGUGUCCGAUGCAGACAAAGUGGGAGUUUUCCACGCGCGGGGCGAUGACGUUCUCCAGCAGUAUGAGCACGUGCUGGGGUCACACGAGCUCUCCUACGUAGUGGAGCAUGCCAGCGGACGAGAGGAGGAUACCUUCUACGUGGAGGGGCUGGCCUUCCCGGACGCUGACUUCUCGGGGCUGGUAUCCUUCCACGUCACCCUGCUGGACACGCCCACUGAGAGUCUUCCUGAGACCCCGAUUUUCACAGACACGGUGGUUUUCCGGGUGGCUCCCUGGAUAAUGACUCCCAACACUCAGCGGCCUCUGGAGGUGUUUGUCUGCAGUUUGAGUGACAAUGCUGACGUCGUGGAAGCCAUGAGCGAACUCGCACAGAAAGCCCACUGCAAGUUGACCAUCUGCCCGGAGGUGGAGAACCGUGGGGACCGCUGGAUCCAGGAUGAGAUGGAGCUCGGCUAUGUACAGGCUCCCCAUAAAACCUUUCCCGUGGUCUUCGACUCGCCCAGGGAUAGAGAGCUGCAGGACUUCCCUUUUAAGAGCAUCUUGGGCCCCGAUUUUGGCUACGUGACCCAAGAACCUUUUAACGAAAUCGUCUCCAGCCUCGACUCUUUUGGGAACCUGGAAGUCAGCCCCCCGGUGACCGUCCGUGGGAAGGCGUAUCCCCUGGGGAGGAUCCUCAUUGGAAGCAGCUUUCCCAGGGUUGGCGGCAGGAGGAUGACGAAGGCCGUCCGGGACUUCCUCUACGCCCAGAAAGUGCAGCCCCCCGUGGAGCUCUAUGUCGACUGGCUGUGUGUGGGUCACGUGGAUGAAUUCCUGAGCUUUGUCCCAGCCCUGGGCCGACAGGGUUUCCGGUUGCUCUUAGCCAGCCCCCGUGCCUGUUACAAACUCUUGACAGAGAAGCAGGAAGAGGGCUAUGGAGAUGCCAGGCUGUUUGAAGGGUUGGAGACGGUCCCCACGACAACGAUAGAUGAGAUUCUGGCCAAUGAAAGCCUGCGGCGGGACAAUGACUAUGUUCAGAGCUGCAUCGACUGGAACCGAGACAUCCUAAAACGGGAGCUGGGCCUGAGCGAGAGAGACAUCCUAGACCUUCCGCAGCUCUUCUCCGUCCUCGACGAGGAAGCCAGUGCUUUCUUCCCAGACAUGGUGAACAUGAUCGUCCUGGGGAAACACCUGGGCAUCCCAAAGCCGUUUGGGCCGAUCAUCGACGGGCGCUGCUGCCUGGAAGAGAACGUCCGCUCCCUGCUGGAGCCGCUGGGACUGACCUGCACCUUCGUCGAUGACUUUUUCUCCUACCACGCCCUGCUGGGGGAGAUCCACUGCGGCACCAAUGUCCGCAGAAAACCCUUCUCCUUCAAGUGGUGGAACAUGAUUCCCUGAACAUGGAUCCACCUGUAAAAGCUCAAGGCUUUAUUCAGAAGAGGGAAUGAAGGAGGAACGUGACGUUGCGGUACAGUCUCUUGGGGGUCGCCUCCCCCACCGCUGAACUUGUAACUUUAAUUAAAAAAUAAGGUCCUCGGGAAACCCCAAAGUAACGAGCCUCUUGUGAAAUCACUAGCUGCCCCCUUCCCUUCUCUGCUGCAGUGUGCUUGGAUUGUAACAUUUCUCCCUCCUCCCCCAAGUUUCUUGCUGCUCAUCAUAUAUAGGAUCUUUUUAAGCUGGACCUUGCCACCUCAUUUAUUAUAGCUGGCUAGGGCCGAAACAUCCCCAUCAGCAUGUAUUUAUUUUCUUCUGUAUGGUAGAGAAGUAUUGGUCAACUCCAUUUGACUGGGAAACC
Pelodiscus sinensis (Chinese soft-shelled turtle) is the source of this 2424-nucleotide messenger RNA. Its product is annotated as protein-arginine deiminase type-3-like. Lineage: Eukaryota; Metazoa; Chordata; Testudines; Trionychidae. The record is from RefSeq and is a predicted model, not a curated record. Gene Ontology annotation, cellular component: cytoplasm; nucleus. Gene Ontology annotation, molecular function: calcium ion binding; protein-arginine deiminase activity.